AUGUCGGCCCUCUCAGAGGCCUCCACGCCGGCCCAGGACGCGGCCCCUCCGUCGAUCGACACGCAACAACUGCAACAACAUAACCAGCAGCUCGCUUCAGACCUCGGCCAACAGGCACAGCAGCCUGGCUCCGGCUCGUCCUCCGCCCCGCCCGCCGACGGCGGCCGCAAGCCCAAGGCGCCCUCCGUUCGAAGGGCCUGCACCGCCUGCCACGCCGGAAAAACAAGAUGUAGCGAAGUCCUCCCUUGCCAGAGCUGCUUGAAGAGGGGCAUGGGGGCAUCAUGCACCUACCCCGAUCCGGACGCCGCCGAUACACACCAGCCCCAGACUGCCCCCCCGCAAGUUCCCCCCUUUGCCGCCGCCAUGCCGUACCCUCCACCCAUGCAAGGCCUCACCCACCCACACUACUACGACUACAACAGCACAUUCCCCGCCAACCCAAACCCAGGCGCCUCGACGUCCACAUUCCGGCCCGCGAAACGUCCACGGCCGCUGACCGAAGAGGAGGCCGCCGCCAUCACGCGCAACUUCACCCGCGGCGACUUCUUCGUCGGCUCCAGUGCCCCCGUCCGCAUCGACCCCCGCUUGCCCGUCCGCCUCACGCUUGCCGAAGGCGAUCAGGUCCACUUCUCCAUCGGCGAGGCCAUUGUCUGAUCUCUGCCAUCUUGCGUCCCUGCUGUGCUGUGUUACCCCCGUUGUAGAUACGAGUGAUGGACUUGCAGUUUGCAUUGCUGUCGGUUAGCUUUCUUGGCACCCAUGGUCGUCCUAUGUAUGUAUACGUUGUCUCCGAGUCGUCUAUCCGUCCCAAUAUAUAGGGUGAUCCCUUU
Messenger RNA from Dichomitus squalens LYAD-421 SS1, 827 nucleotides. RefSeq lists its product as uncharacterized. Gene Ontology annotation, biological process: positive regulation of transcription by RNA polymerase II. Gene Ontology annotation, cellular component: nucleus. Lineage: Eukaryota; Fungi; Basidiomycota; Agaricomycetes; Polyporales; Polyporaceae. Bases 1 to 654 code for a protein of 217 amino acids. Gene Ontology annotation, molecular function: sequence-specific DNA binding; DNA-binding transcription factor activity, RNA polymerase II-specific; zinc ion binding. The record is from RefSeq and is a predicted model, not a curated record. The transcript has 4 exons.